CUGACUUUAACGAAAUAUUCAGUUCGAAAUUAAUUUUGUUUGCGGGCAGUCGAAACAUUUAAAAUGGGCAGAAUAAAAUUUAACGGAGUUUUCUUACUGAUGGUCCUUCAAAUAUUCUUGGUGGCUACAACAACUGGAGAUGAAACGUGUGAAUCAGACCGAAAAAUGGAAGAACAGUGCCGUAUUCAUACCUAUAAAACUGUUAAACCUUUGCUCGAUUACUUCAGGCAGGUUAGAAAUGAGUUAGAACAAAGUGAAACUAAAGAAAAGCAGAUAAGUGAAUUAAAUUCUGAUCUUAUGGAAAAAUAUCAUGAAAUUGUAAGAAUUCAUGAAACAUUCAAGAAGGAGGCAGCUCUAUUAAAUGAGUAUAAAAACAAAGUAAUCAAAGGGGAAAACGAUUUGCAACUGUGUCAAAAUAAAGUUGAUAAAUCUGAAUCUGAAAUUAAUUCAUUAAAAGAACAACUAACAGAUAAAUCCACCAACUUAGAAAAUUGUCAAGUUCAAAUAAAAUCUCUUAAUUCUAGAUUAACUGAGAAAGAUGAAAAUAUAAAGAGAUUAAGUGAGAAUAUUAAAAAUAACACAGAACAUCAGAAAACACUUGAGUUGGAAUUAGAGAAGAGUAAAUCUAUAAUAAUAAAGCAUGAAAAUGAUAUUCAGUUAUGUCGUUCAGAAGUCAACAAAUUAAAUAGGACAUCAGAGAACAUUAGAGAAGAACAGAAAAAGAUUCAAUUGACAUUAAAAGAAAGUGAAACUAAGCUAAUAGAUAAAGCAAAGGAAAAUCAGUUAUGUCAAUCUGAACUUAAUAAAUUAACUCCCACAACAUGUCUCCCUUUCGGAGAUUAUUCAGGAGUUAAUCAACUCAAGGUCUCUGGCAUAGGUUUAUUCAAUGUAUUGUGCGAUAGUCAGUUAGCUGGGCCUGGAUGGAUUGUAAUACAACAACGAGUUGGGGGGAAAAGAGAGUUUCAAUAGGGAUUGGGCAACGUA
Drosophila sulfurigaster albostrigata is the source of this 984-nucleotide messenger RNA. Its product is annotated as structural maintenance of chromosomes protein 2-like. Lineage: Eukaryota; Metazoa; Arthropoda; Insecta; Diptera; Drosophilidae. Bases 64 to 969 code for a protein of 301 amino acids. The transcript has 2 exons. The record is from RefSeq and is a predicted model, not a curated record.